CCUGUCUAUACAUUCGCUAUAGCUUGACUCCUCCGGGCUCCUUUAGCUUUCUUUCCUUUCUUUCCCCCCUCUGGAUUGUUUGUCGGAUUACCUGUGGAGGGAAGCCGGCCCUAUUUGCUUCCAUGGUCGCCUGGAUAUGUCGAAUCUAUCAGAACAGCCAUGGACCGAGGAGGAGAAGUAUACUCUGCUUACCGAAAUAUUGAAGAAGGCCGGGGUCCCCUCUAGUCACCUAUUUAAGAUGAUCCGAGAUUUCAAUAUCACCCCAAGCUGGGCGGACAUACCCCUUCCUCCAGGCCGUUCUCUCAACUCCUGUCAGGUGGCAUUUUACAGUAUGUGUCCACAACAUGUUCAAUUACCUCUCAACCCAAGCUUUGCACCCUUCCCUCCUCCGCGCCAUGAACCCUCGGCUCCUCCAGCUCCUGUGCUUGACAAUAGCCAAACCCGAAAGCGCCUACUUUUCCCCUCGGAUAAACCAAUCCUAGCUCCGCGUGCGAUACAACCCCGGCCAACCACCAGUACAGCUUCGUUCAGCAGUGAGAGUGGCGCGUCAGCCUUAUUAUCCCCAGGUUCGGAGAGCAUGCCACCCCGAGGUGAACCACCACGCAAGCGCGGUCGACCCAGCAAAGCCGAAUCAGAGAGGCGAAAAGCAGCCGCUGAAGCUCGCGGAGAAACAUAUCCACCUCCAAGGCGAACUGGCUUCAACAAAAUGAAAGCCCCUUCUACACCAACCAGUCCCUCGAGCAUCGAACCUCUGGCUGCCUCGUUCAUUCCUCAUGCCAGUGGUAGUCCGCACCCAAGUGUACUACGAUCUGAUCUGCAUUAUGUACCUCCGCCCGGAAGACCCCCGAGACUUUCAGGGCCAAAUGAAAAUGAGGGGAUUAGGGAUGCACCCCGUCGUGACAUAGGACCUCCGAUGAGAGACUUGCCCCGACCAACGGAAAUGAGGCAGACAAUACCUUCCUCACAAACACUAGAAUCAGGACAGAGGAAAACGAUCCCACGCAUGGAUCCUGGGGAGCGAUCCUUUGAGGCACCCCCACCAGAUCGAAUAUCUUUCGGUGAUAGCAGUCGGAUAUCUCUCCUUCAUAGAUGCCCAGAUGAACCACCUAUCUCAGUUCCGGAGGUACCUCUGCACACUUCGGCUGAGAAACGAGCCGAAUGACCUUCAGUCAUUUGGUUACCCAGUCAUAUAAAUUCGCUAGUCUGAAAAGCCAUUGAGACACGAUGAAUGAAUUACACUGUCGAUUAUGACAUAGAUAGCAUUGAUUUGGACGCAGAUCUCACAUUACGACCUGGGAUGAGUUACUGAAAAAUAAAGGCUACGAGCAGCAUACACCACAACACUUGGUUUCUUCUUUAUUUCAUUCCUUUUGCUUCUAAUUCUGUGGGUGGGGUGAUGAACUCAGCAAUGCAUUUCUUGGAUAUCUUCUCGUUUUUAUCAUUAUAUCUAAGCUAGCAAGCCUGAUAUAUCAUUACAGAUCUAGCCAGUGAACCAACUUUGUCCUGUAUGCGUCUCUGGUUCAUAGAACUAGCAUAGAGCAAGUCAGCACCUUGUCAGUCACAAACAAAGCCUCAGGAUACGUUAAUACAAUUUUA
Aspergillus caelatus is the source of this 1596-nucleotide messenger RNA. RefSeq names its product putative AT DNA binding protein. Lineage: Eukaryota; Fungi; Ascomycota; Eurotiomycetes; Eurotiales; Aspergillaceae. The coding region runs from base 137 to 1162 and encodes 341 amino acids. The record is from RefSeq and is a predicted model, not a curated record. The transcript is spliced from 3 exons.